Molecule: messenger RNA, 3209 nt
Organism: Cynoglossus semilaevis (tongue sole)
Lineage: Eukaryota; Metazoa; Chordata; Actinopteri; Pleuronectiformes; Cynoglossidae
Gene: selenon
Product: selenoprotein N
Exons: 12
Biological process (GO): calcium ion homeostasis; skeletal muscle fiber development
Cellular component (GO): endoplasmic reticulum membrane
Source: RefSeq, a predicted model, not a curated record
CUAAUUUGAUUGACCAUGUUUGCUAUUUCUUUAACUUCUACUAAUUGUUAGAUAUGUUUGUAUAGAUCAUUUAUGUUUUAUCGUUUUUAAUUGAUAAUAAAAAAAUGAAUACCAGUAGUUUUCUGUUCGCUAUUUCUCAAUUGUUUUGUUUUUAGUUUUUUCCCGUGGUAAUCGAAGCAGAUGUGUGUGCUCUUAAUUUGAAACUAACGGCUGUAUUUACCCGGUGUUGUCGUAUUUGUUAGUCGUUAACUUGACCCACAUUAACAGCGUUCAUAUGGCUUUAGGCUGGAUGUGGGAAAUAAGAAAUCUGCUGCGGAUAAGUAGCUAACGCUGGGCAGCUGUUGCCUGUGAGUGAGUACGCUGGUCCAACGAAGGCACGGAAAGUCUGGCUACAGGACAGCAGAACUCUCGGUGAAAUCCGAGAGUUCCUUGCGGAGGAAGUUUCUAACACUGGAGCGGAAAUUAUUGGUUUGUGGACGUGAUCUGACCACAAUGUCCUUGUCUAAAUAGCCGAAAAAGAAAUCGAGGAUGGCCGGGGACGUGGAUAACAGAGUCCCGGAGGAUGUGAACAAAAUCCCAGCCCGGAAUGAUCUUCAAAGUCCGGGCUCUGGCUCCUGGAUAUGGAAAGCCGUGUGGACCGUCGUGGUGAUCGGUGCUGUUCCGCUUCUCGCUUUUGGGAUCAAGUAUUAUCAAGAUGCCAGGCUCGUCAGGCGUCAUGAAGAGAGCGUUCGUGUUCUGGGCACAGAAGGACUCUUUCUCUUUGCCUCCUUAGACACAGACCACGAUCUGUAUCUGAGUCCCGAGGAGUUUAAACCUAUUGCUGAGAAACUCACAGGGAUCACAGCUCCUGUGGAUUUGGAGGAAGAAUUUAUCUCUGAUCCUAACGGGGAGACCCUGACGUUGGAGGCUACAAUGCAGCCCCUGCUCCUCGAUACAAUGACAAAAAGCAAGGAUGGUUUUCUGGGGGUCUCUCACAGCUCUCUGAGUGGUCUCCGAUCAUGGAAAGCCCCAGCUGUUUCCUCUUUACCCUUCAGUGCCAGCCAGUUCCGGGUGUUCUUGCCCCCAAAGAACAAGGUGGAAGUGGGAGACACGUGGUGGGUGAUUCCCAGUGAGCUGAACAUAUUCACAGGAUAUCUGCCCAACAAUCGAUACCAACCACCUGCCCCUAAAGGCAAAGAGGUUCUCAUCCACUCCCUGCUGAGUAUGUUUCAUCCUCGACCCUUCAUCAAAUCACGCUUUGCUCCCCAGGGCACGGUCGCCUGCAUUCGUGCCAGCAACGAUUAUUAUUAUGACAUAGUCUUCAGGAUUCACGCUGAGUUCCAGCUCAACGAGGUCCCAGACUUCCCGUUCUGGUUCACUCCCGGUCAGUUCACGGGGAACAUCGUCCUUUCUAAAGACGCCUCUCACGUCAGACACUUUCACCUCCACGUUCCUAAUGACAGGUCUCUGAACGUGGACAUGGAGUGGUUGUACGGGGCCAGCGAGAGCAGCAGCAUGGAGGUGGACAUCGGAUUCCUGCCCCAGUUAGAGCUGCAGUCGUCAGGACCGUCCACCCCGUCUGUCAUUGUGGACGAGGAGGGCAACGUCAUAGACAGCUGGGACGGCGGCAGCGAGCCCAUCCAGUUCAUCUUUGAAGACAUCCACUGGACGUCAGAGAUCAGUCGGGAAGAAGCUGCCAGACGUCUGGAGGUCACCUUCUAUCCCUUUAAGAAGGUUUCAUACCUGCCUUUUUCUGAGGCCUUCGAGCGAGCACACUCAGAGAAGAAGCUGGUGCAUUCCAUUCUGCUUUGGGGAGCCUUAGAUGACCAGUCCUGCUGAGGUUCGGGGCGAACUCUCCGGGAGACAGUCCUGGAAAGUUCGCCCGUUCUGGCCUUGCUCAACCAGAGUUUCAUUAGCAGCUGGUCUCUGGUCAAAGAACUGGAGAACCUAAAGGCUGACGAGCAGAACUCCGUUCUGAGUGAAAAGGCCCGUUUACAUUUGGAGAAGUACAAUUUCCCUGUGGAGAUGAUGCUGGCUCUGCCAAAUGGAACCAUCGUUCAUCACAUCAACGCCAACUUCUUCCUGGACCAAACGGCCAUGAAGCCAGAAGAGGAAGGAGCGACGUUCAGCUUCUCUGCAGGGUUUGAAGACCCGUCAACAGCCACUUACAUCAACUUCCUAAAGGAGGGUUUGGAAAAAGCUAAGGAGUACCUGGCACAGUAGAGCGUGUGUUUGUGUGUGUCUGUGUGUGUGAGACGGUGAGGAAAAUGACAUAAAGCCUCAGAGACUCAACUGGAGGAAAUGAUUAAAUUCCUCUGAGAAAUGAUUCAAGACGGGAAGAGAAAAACUGUCCAAGUGUUUUGUCCAGAAACAUCCAGAGUGGUGUUAACAGCUGCCUUCAGUCCUGUGUAUCAUCUGCUCUCCUGCUCUGAAAUUAUGUUUUAUACAAGUAUUUAUAACAUGACGGAGGGUGUUUACUGCAAACUGAGUGUAGGAUUACUUUAAUGGAACACAAAGGUCUUGCACUGAGCAGUAACCGGUGUGUAAAAAGACUUUUAAUCAGCUCUCACUGCUCGGAGCUACUGAUUAAUGCUGAUGUUAACGACGCCGAGUCAUUAUUCAGUCCGUUGGUGCCAAGACCUCCUGAAAACAAAUCCUUAUAAAGUUUAAUAAUCAUUUCUUUGUUUUCGAAUGUCGAGCGUGCAAUAUUUAACAGCUGAGUAGUUUUUUUUCUGCCACUGAACAGACCCCCAGACAGAGCGGGAGCUGUCCCUGCCUCCACUUGUGUUUUUGGCAGUUUGUGAUGACGUUGCCUGAAAGCCUCCUGGGCCGGGGAACGCCUGAUGUUUUGCCUUUACAGCUGGAGGGAGGUCAGCUCACUGUCUCCAGGGUCAAACGCAGCAGGAAAAAUGACGUUAUCUUUACUGUUGAAUCCAAAUGCAAACACUACGUGCGGAUAUUUCGUCACCAAAGAAUCCAAUAUAGUUUAUACAUGAGCAGUAGCCGGCUCGCAGCCUGGGCAGCUGUUGAGCCUAAAGUUAUUCACAAGGUCAAUUGCCCACUUGACUUCAUAUUUAUGUAACUCUGUGGAUCUAAGUGGAUUUUUGUUUUGUUUGGAAGGCACAUACUGAUGUGCAUUGUUACUGAUAUAACCUCAUGACUCUGGUUCAAAAACACAUUGUUUGGUAAUUGUGUGUUUGGCAAGAUGACAAUAUAUAUUCUUUUUGAAG